Molecule: messenger RNA, 765 nt
Organism: Plasmopara halstedii
Lineage: Eukaryota; Oomycota; Peronosporomycetes; Peronosporales; Peronosporaceae
Product: proteasome subunit alpha type
Exons: 6
Coding region: 1-765 (254 amino acids)
Cellular component (GO): proteasome core complex, alpha-subunit complex; proteasome core complex
Source: RefSeq, a predicted model, not a curated record
AUGCAUAAGGUACCAAAAGCUCGGUACACGCGAUCCGAGAAUCAACCUCCCCCUUCAUACAUCGGAUUGAGACUCUACUUGGACACUAAUUCGCCUUUGGAUACUAUCACUAGUCUCAUUGAGUACGCACUUAACGCUGUCAAUUCUGGUGGAAAGACGUCGCUUGGUAUUCGAUGCAAAAAUGGUGUCGUAAUUGCCACGGAGAAGAAGCUUCCGACUAUAUUAGUGGAUGAAGAGUCGCACAAAAAGAUUGCAUUGUUGUCAGAACCCGCAGGUAUUGUAUACAGCGGUCUAGGCCCCGAUUAUCGCGUGCUUGUGCGUAAAGCUCGCAAGAAGGCGCAGACGUACUUUCAAAAGUACAAAGAGCAUGCACCUGCUAGCAUUUUAGUGCGUGAGAUUGCGGCUGUUAUGCAGGAAUUCACUCAAUCGGGUGGCGUGCGUCCUUUUGGCGUCUCCAUUCUAUACGCAGGUUACGAUGAUGAUGGUCCGCAAUUGUAUCAAAUUGAUCCAUCGGGAGCCUAUUUUGGCUGGAAAGCUACGGCCAUUGGCAAAGAUUCUGUCAGUGCCAAGACGUUUCUUGAACGGCGUUACAAUGACGAUUUAGAAAUUGAAGACGCAAUUCACACGGCGCUUUUGACACUUCGUGAAGGUUUUGAAGGCGAAAUGGACGAAACGAAUAUUGAAGUGGGCAUUAUUAAAGAAGACAAGAAGUUUCAGAUACUAACACCUGCGGAAGUGAAAGAUUACUUGGAGCAAGCGGAAUAA